Molecule: messenger RNA, 2057 nt
Organism: Owenia fusiformis
Lineage: Eukaryota; Metazoa; Annelida; Polychaeta; Sabellida; Oweniidae
Source: the annotation of a GenBank genome assembly
UUUUAUUUCAAUCUAUCUGUUCCAGAAUUCAAUUUUACAUGAAUGAGGAGAAAAACCAUGGAUGGGACAUUUAGCGGGUUCCUGUUUAUAGUUUACAUACUUACCAAAGUUGCUGGUACAAGUUGGAUAGUGGUAAGAACACCAAAUGACUGGAAGGAGAGAAUAUAUGAUGUGGAUCAUGCCUGGUGGACAACAGGAGAGAGAACAGUCUUCAAAUUUCAAGUUAAGACUUGUAGUGUGGCUUCUCUCCAGUUAGAAGCCAGAGCAGGUGACAAAACAUCUUCAAUAUACAACAUAGCCAUAGGUGAUGUAAGAGUAUAUGGAUAUGCCAGAAGGAAAAGAAAAGGCCUUGCAAUCUUCAAAUAUCCAAAAAACAUCAAUAAACCUUGGAUAAGGAAGUACAACAGAAGGGGAAGACUGGAUUUAUUACGCUGUAAUCAAUUCCGCAGUUUCUGGAUAAGCUGGGCAGAUAAUUACAUCAAGAUUGGCUCAGGACAUACAGAGAGAAAAGGAACUAUUUUACUACAAAAGAAAGAUUUUGAGCCAAUUGGAAAAACUGUUAAUGCCAUUUCAUUUCGAACAUCAUUUGGAACAGGAGAAUGGAGAGUUGAAAGAAGUGAAACUAUGGAGACAUGCCCUGACAAUUGGAAGACUGGACCAGAUGGCGAUCAAUGUUAUAUGUUCGAAAAGUCAAAACAAAAAUGGUCUCGUGCAAUGGAGAAUUGCAUAUUAAAAGGCGGUAAUCUUGCAUCAAUGGCAAAGGAAAAACAAAUAAACUUCAUAAUGAACCAGGCAAUUAACAAAUCCAGAAGUGAAGAAUGGUGGACUGGCUUACAAAGAAACAAAAACGGCACCUGGACAUGGUCUAAUGGUAAAGUAUUCAACAAUGAAACCAUCCCAUGGGGAGCUGAUGAGCCAACAGAAGCAAAAAAAGGUACCCUAUGUGUGGGGCUUAAUCAAACUGGCAUGAGUGGUCUCCCCUGCAAGACACCUCUGAAUCAUAUUUGUCAGAAACCAAGAGGUGUCGUUGUUGAGAUUGCAACUCCUGCUGAUGUAACCUAUGAUUCUGGAUACAUAUCCACUGAAGAUACCAACCAUCUUCUAUUUGAACUAAAGACAUGUAAAAAUGCUCACAUUAACCUACAUGCUACACCAGAUGAUACAGAAAAAAAUGUAAUUGAGAUCGUACUUGGCAGCUUCGGAGAGGACUACAUGAAUUACAUGCAGAGGAAAGGCAUCACUGGGUCUAUAACAAAGACCGAGAGAAAACUACUUUCAUGUCAUGAAUAUGUGCCAUUCUGGGUCAGCUGGACUAAGAAGAUGGUGAAAAUAGGAACUGGGGAUCUUGUUGGUGUGGAUAUCAUUCUGGAGGGAGAUUUUAAAGUUAACAAGAACCCAAGGAUGCCGAUUGAGGCCAUAUCUUUCCAGACUGAGGAGGGAUCUCCAGGAAAUUGGAGAUUACCAGCGCUUAAAUGUCCAACUGGCUUUAUGUAUCAUCCAAAACUGAAGUCGUGCUAUAACUUUGUCGGCGAUACACGACUGUUCUUCAAACAAGCAAGCAAUUACUGUAAGAAACUAGGAGGAUAUUUAUUAAUUGUUGAAACAAACGAGGAGAAUGAAUUCAUCAUCAGCACCCUGAAAGCUGAUAAAAUGCGUGCAGAUAUAUUAACUGGUGGUAGAAGAUUUAAACCAAAUUCAACAUGGGUCUGGUCCACACAUCCCAAUGAACAAAAGAAACCAUUUAAAGACGGGAUUACUUGGAUGGAAGGUGAACCAAGCAAUGAAGAAAAUGAAGAAUGCCUAGCUGUAAAUAUCAAUGGCUGGAAUGAUGUUGAUUGUUUCUAUGGUUACCAGUUCAUAUGUGAAGCUAUUCCAAUAACUCAAGUGAAAAAUUAAGGCCUUAAUAAAAAAAUUAUGGUCUCAAUAAAAAAUUUAGGUCUUGAUGAAAAAUUAAGGCCUCAAUGAAAAAUUAAGGCCUCAAUUAAAAAUCAAGGCCUAAAUGAAAAAUUAAGGCCUACAUUUAUCAGUUAGAUGUACUUCUUACAUGUUUAUAUAAA